Molecule: messenger RNA, 2539 nt
Organism: Hylaeus anthracinus
Lineage: Eukaryota; Metazoa; Arthropoda; Insecta; Hymenoptera; Colletidae
Exons: 7
Coding region: 882-2264 (460 amino acids)
Biological process (GO): G protein-coupled glutamate receptor signaling pathway; regulation of synaptic transmission, glutamatergic
Cellular component (GO): membrane
Molecular function (GO): group II metabotropic glutamate receptor activity
Source: RefSeq, a predicted model, not a curated record
ACAAUAAAAUUACAGAAUCACUCAAAAUUCAAGCCUGUGGCAAAAUAAAAUAAUUUCCAUUUCUUCUUGUAUCAGAAUGUAUCCAGUGUCCAACAGGGGAGCCUCGAUACAUUUUCUAGAAAAUGUACUCCAGCUCCGAAUCCUUCCUUCAUCGAUAAAUAGCCUCUUCUGGGAGUUGCGUGAAUCCGCUCCUGUUGUAUGCCACUACCACCUCGGCAUCGUCAUCACCAUCUCCCUGGCUCCUUCGUAACGGAUAGGCUUCACCUCCAGAACGGAACUCCAGUCUGCUUCCAGUUUCUCCCCGGAGAAUGCUCGUCGGUUUAGUCGGAGUUCGGCUCUCCUAACACGCGCUUCGCAGCCACUCCGUCGACUUAUCGCGCCGGGGAAUCGACCCAUGAUCUGACAGAAAAUAUCUUUCAAUAACGUCUAUCCUCCAUCAUCGCGAGCAGUGCUGGUUGAUUUUCGUUCGAUUGCGUUAUCCGGUCGCGAUUUAUCGUCCCCCAAGAACACGAAAAACACCUUCGAAGAGCAUCCUGCGGUUAGUGCUCGAUUAUUUCGCGAUAUCGAUAGUGUUUCCAUCGAUUCUGCGUCGAGGACCAAAGUACCAACACUCGGAGACCUCGAUACCGAAAAGAGAUGCGCUGGAAGCAGUGUCGUCGGGAUAUCAAAGGCAGAGGAUGAUCGACGUUUAAAAGGUGCGCUAUUCCUCCGAGCAAAGGGAAGCGGGCGCGUAAGGAUGCGCUUACGCAGGAAACGGUGCAUGUCCCGGUGACGCUGUAGCGACUUGGAUAAAAAGGAUAAGAGGAAUAAAAAAGACAAAAAAAAAAAAGGAAAACAUAAAGGCCAUACACAGAGAUAACCACGGAAGUACGGAUGACGCGAUGAGACUGAGUCCGAUUAUCCUGUCGUGGGCCACGGCAAGCUGGCUAGGUCCAACCGGAACUACGGCGAUACGAGCCCAAGCAUCGAGGGACUACGAGCUGUCGACGGAAUUCUUCCUGGUGCCCAGCGAUGUGGCGAUGGACAAGAAUGGUUUGGCAAGCGUGGCGAGUGUCAUCAGCGUUCCAGCGCCGAACAGGACGGUUUCGGUGUUCAGGAUGCCUGGGAAAAAGAGCCAGGAGAUCGAGGCCGAUACUCAACCGUACCCGAGGUCCUUGCUCAGACAACGACCCUGGGCUCUUCCUCUGGCGGCCCUUAGCGCGGCCACGAUGCUCCUCAUGGCUGGCUUCGAGGUUUUCGUACUGCUCAAGGCAAGAGUAACCGCGCCGAACAGACGACAUUUGUUUCUGGGCCAAGCACUUCUUUUAGGCCUCUUCCUCCUGGCAGGACUCUCAGCAGCCGCAUCCCUCAGUCAAAAUCCUCUAUCCUGUGCAGCAUUUCGACUAGUCGGUUUACCCGCCGCCCUUGUAUUCGCGGCUCUUCUGGUUAAGUGCGUCUUCUUACUUUCGUUAAAUAGUGGCAUCUAUCUACCAGCACCGUAUCAAGCGUUAGUAUUGGGAUUCGCAGUAUUGGUGCAGGUAGCCAUCGUUGGACAAUGGUUUUACGGUGAACCACCGGCUGUGGUUCAGUUGCAAACUACAGGACAAAGCUCUUCAGCUUCCUGUUGCAAAACUCCUCUUGGGCAGAUAGUGGCUUCCCUCGGGUAUCCUGGUGCACUGCUGGUUGCAGUAGCUUGUUUAGCAGUUCGAGCACGCGGUGUACGAGACAACAACCGGGAAGCAGCGUUUAUUGGCCUCGCUGUUGGUUUGUCGCUGUCGAUUUGGAUAUCCAGCGCUAUCGGGUCGGUGGCUGCUUCCUCGGAGAGUGACAGAGAGGCCUGGUUAGCUUAUGGUUUAUUGACCACUUCCCUCCUCGUGUUCCUGACGAUGUUCCUGCCGAAGGGACGGCAGUUGGCUGCCCUUGGUCGAGAAGCUCCUGAUACGGUGAUUCGUGAUCGAGAUGAUGCUCUCAGCUCGCUUCCUGGCAGCGGUUACUCGCCCUCCUUCUUCCACUUCAAGCCAGCCGAAGCUUCUUUGAAGAGGAAGCUGCAUUAUCAUAGUGCUGAUCGUGUGGCAUUAGUUUCAUCCGCUAUACCUGGAUGUACUGCCUGCAGGCACGGUGGAAGCCCCAUAUAUUCCGACGAUGUUCAUGGGCCGAUGGAAACAUUUGUUUUGCCACACGGCAUGUACUUGAGGCCGGAAGACGCAGGAAACCUAUACACAACACUAUCAGCGAACCCGAAUGUAUUUUUCCAACGUGCGGCUCAUCCAGGGAUGAUGUACUGAUAACAUCCCCGGAAACUCUUUCACGCAAUCGUCUGCGGAUUUGAUUAGAGAACUCCCUAUGUUCUUAGAUUAGAUAGCCACAACACAAUGGACUACGUUUUCCCCGUUUGUUCACUUUGUUAUUGUAAAUAAUAAUACAAGCUGGUGUCGCUAGAGUGUCGUUAACGUUUCUUUGUAGAAGCGGUGCUCGGUUAUUUUGAUAAAAAAUCAAACGAUAGCAGCCGGAUGCGAAUUACGCGAACAAUUUUUAAUAAAGGUACGACAUUUUUUUAUAA